Molecule: messenger RNA, 2609 nt
Organism: Nerophis lumbriciformis (worm pipefish)
Lineage: Eukaryota; Metazoa; Chordata; Actinopteri; Syngnathiformes; Syngnathidae
Gene: stac3
Product: SH3 and cysteine rich domain 3
Biological process (GO): skeletal muscle contraction; positive regulation of voltage-gated calcium channel activity; positive regulation of protein localization to plasma membrane
Molecular function (GO): protein binding
Source: RefSeq, a predicted model, not a curated record
ACACGGAGACAUGAGCUGAGCUCCACAUUGACUUGGACACACAUAGGCACCAACGCAAACACGCAACCAACAACCAACAACAACAAACAACAACAACAACACCUGCUGGCUUCCUGACCUUGCGACAAGGAAGUCACUUGCUAUACAACUAUACAAGACCUGGACCAGGAGGAAGUGUUUUUGUGACCAGGUGGUCCAGGAGUCCUGAGGCGGGACAAGGUUGUCCAGGAGUCCUGAGACGGGACAAGGUUGUCCAGGAGUCCAAGAGCAGCUGAAGGUGGAGCAGUGACAACACAAAUAUGGACCAGGAGGAUGACAAAAAUUCGGUGGACAUCCACGACAACCCCCCCGCCCCCGACAACGUGGUGAGGGAGGAUGGUGACACGGUCUACUUCAUCUACGAGGAGGAGGUGGAGGUGGAGGAGAAGGAACCAGAACCUCCUCCUCCGGUGGUCCGGGUCAAUGACAAACCUCACAAGUUCAAGGACCACUACUGCAAGAAGCCCAAGUUCUGUGACGUCUGCGCUCGCAUGAUCGUCCUCAACAACAAGUUUGCUCUGAGGUGCAAGAACUGCAAGACCAACAUCCACCACUCCUGUCAGUCCUACGUGGAGUUCCAGAAGUGCUUUGGCAAAAUACCGCCUGGCUUCAGACGAGCGUACAGUUCUCCUCUUUACGGCAGCGACCAGCCUGAUCCAAACAACCCUAACCGCAACGACCCAGUGUUUGACACCCUGAGAGUGGGAGUCAUCAUGGCCAACAAGGAGCGCAAGAAGAACGAGAACGACAAGAAGAAUAUGAUGAUGAUGAUGGAGGAAGAGGAAGAUGACAACCAGCAGCCCAAAGAGAACGAGGAAGGAGGAGAAGGAAAGCCAGAAGAAAAGAAGGAGAAAGGAGGAGAAAAAGCAGAUGAGAAAACCAAGGGCACCUUCUCCCAGUCUCACUACUACCUGGCACUCUACCGCUUCAAAGCCAUAGAAAAGGAUGACCUGGACUUCCACCCGGGUGAUCGCAUCACAGUGCUGGACGACUCCAAUGAAGAGUGGUGGAGGGGCAAGAUGGGUGAGAAGAGCGGUUACUUCCCCACCAACUACCUGAUCAAGGUGCGUGCCUCUGAGCGCGUCUACAAGGUGACUCGCUCCUUUGUGGGCAACAGAGAGAUGGGACAGAUCACUCUGAAGAAGGACCAGAUCGUGGUGAAGAAAGGAGACGAGAAGGGAGGUUACUUGAAGGUCAGCACUGGACGCAAGCUGGGAUACUUCCCCUUGAACCUGUUGCAGGAGAUCACUGUCACAUAAACAACAACAUAUCUAAAUAAACAAAAACAAUAACAAGCUGGGAUACUUCCCCUUCAACCUGCUGCAGGAGAUCACUGUCACAUAAACAACAACAUAUCUAAAUAAACAACAAUAAUAUCAUAUUCACUCGGCUAAAUAAACAACAACAACAAUAUCAUACUAUCUUGGCUAAAUAAACAACAACAAUAUUAUAUUCACUCAGCUAAGUAAACAACAACAAUAUCAUAUUCGCUCAGCUAAAUAAACAACAACAAUAUAUUCACUCAGUUAAAUAAACAACAACAAUAUAUUUACUCAGCUCAAGCAGGGAUGUCCACAGUGACGUGCAGUCAGGGGAGGCAGGUGAGGCGGGGCCUCACGUGCCAUCACGGAAAGAAAAAAAAUGUAAAAAGAAAAAACAAUUUUUUAAUUGUUAUAUGUAUCCAGUGAUUAUACUAUAAAGUUAUUUUCCAUUUAACUUCACCAGUUUUAGACUAUUUUUAUUCAAAAUCGCUGAAUUUUCACAUUUGCCGUUCAAAUACUGAGAAGAGACUUGCGGUGAGUCACCAGCCAGUUGAGGCACGUCACUGAGUUGAGCCUCACCAUGGAUUGCGCAAUGACUCGGCUAACUGCUGGCCUGCUGUGCAGUGAGACCAUAUUGCUAUAUGAAUUAUAUUAUACAUGUCCAUAGUUUAGUUAGCUGAGGUAUAUAAUGUACAGUGUAUUUUGUCAACAACUGUAUGUGUGUAACAUAUUUCUUGUGCUGAGCAAUUAUAAAACUGCUGCGAAGACGCACUGUGUGAGGCUCUCAGUAAUCCCGCCUCAUGGUGGUAGAGGGCGCUAGUGAUCCCAGAGAUCAUUUUUGCGACUACUCGGCUGCAGAAUAAGUGACAACAAGCAGCAACAGUUAGCGAUCGUUUAUUUUUUCCUCUUGCUUGGAUGUUUAACAUGGAGGAUUACAUAUCUAAAAUAAAACAGUUUUCUAAACUGGACUUUCAAUCGAAGCAGGGGGUAAUACUUAAAGGAAGAUCUCCAACGAGACAGAGAGACUUUUAAAACUGAAGAAAGAUAAGGAAGACUUCUAUAAACAAGUUAUCGAUGCUUUUGUUCAAAAGGAGCUGCGCAUGGACUUCAUUUAUAAGUAAAGGUAAGACCAUAAUAAAAAAAAUGUUUUAUUAAAUGUGCUUUUUUGUGUGCUACAGUUUGUAUGUGUAAAGUUAAAGUUAAGUUAAAGUACCAAUGAUUGUCACACACACUAGGUGUGGUGAAAUGUGUCCUCUGCAUUUGACCCAUCCCCUUGACCACCCCCUGGGAGGUGAGGGGAGCAGUGGG